CCCCAGAACAGAAGGAUUUUCCCUGUGGACACCAUUGAUGACCUUGCCCCAGACAGCACCUAUUGCUUCAAAGUCCAAGCAAAUCUCCCCAGCGAGGGCAAGCAAGGCCUGUUCAGCCCCACCAGCUGUGUGAAAACCACCCAGAAAGUGAACGACCUCCUGUGUGCCACCAACCUGAGUGUCCUGGCUCUGAACAUGCAAUUCCACCUGCUCUGGAGCAGCCAGCAAAGUCAGGAUGUGACCUACAACGUGCAGUACCUGCUUGGCUUCUUGAAGGAUCUCAAUGAUGAUUACUCAGACAAGUGGCUCAGUGUCCCUGGGUGUGAGAACAUCACCAGCUCCUGGUGCAACUUCUCCUCCAUCAUCACCGGCACUGGCUUUUACCACCUGCGGGUGCAGGCCAGGGGGGGACACAACAAAUCCUGCUUCUCCAGGGAAGUCAAGGUGGAUCCUCUGAGAACAAAUGGAAUUGGCCCUCCCGGUGUAAGGCUGGACCUCAGUGACACUUUGCUCCACAUCCUUAUUUCUCCUCCAGGAGGAGAUAAGGAUGAAUUCAUGAGGGACCAUUAUGACCUGUCCUACAGGAUCCUCUACUGGAAGAAUUCCUCAGAUAUGAAGGAGGAGGUGAGGCAGAAGGAGGUGAGGCAGACCAUCGCCACGGUGCCCGACGUGUCCCCCUCCUCGCUGUACUGCGUGCAGGUGCAGGCCUUCUCCGAGCACUACAACAAGAGCAGUGCCUACAGCCAGCAGCAAUGCAUCCUCACCCCUGCAGGCACACCUUUAGCUCUGAUCAUUGCUGGGAUUUUCCUGGGUGCCCUGCUGGUUGUCCUGCUGGUGGCUGCUCCUCUUGUUUUUGUGUUCUACCAAGCCUACAGCAAAAUCAAAUACGUGUUCUUCCCCUCCUGCCAGCCCCCCCUGAACAUCGAGGUGAGCUCUGACUUCUCACAGCUUCUUUAGAGGAAAAUGAACUUU
Messenger RNA from Zonotrichia albicollis (white-throated sparrow), 972 nucleotides. The record is from RefSeq and is a predicted model, not a curated record. Lineage: Eukaryota; Metazoa; Chordata; Aves; Passeriformes; Passerellidae.